CUGUGGCUCCCUCUGGCUCGGGGGGCAUGGGGAUGCACGCGGGUCUGCCCCAUGGGCUGCACGUGCCCCUGGGAGCGGGGCUGCUCCGUGCUGUGUGCUGGGGCCAGGCUGCUUCAGGUCCCGGCCGAGUUGCCCUUUGAGGCCUCGGGCCUCAUCCUGGACAGGAACGCCAUCCGCUUCCUGGCCGAGCGGGCGUUCGGGACGCUGCCCUCCCUCCGCCGCCUCUCCCUGAGCCACAACAACCUCUCCUUCAUCACCCCAGGGGCCUUCAGGGGGCUGCCCAACCUGGCGGAGCUCAGGCUGGCCCACAACCCCUCCAUCCGCUCCCUGCACCCCCGCACCUUCACCGGCCUGGGCCACCUCGCCCGACUGGACCUGGCCCACUGCAACCUCUUUGGCAUCUCCGACCGGCUUCUGGUUGACCUGCCCACCCUGCGGGAGCUCUCCAUCUUCCAGAACCGCUUCCGUUACCUGCCCGGGGCCCUCCGGGGCCUGGAGAACCUGACUCGCCUGGACCUGGCAAGGAACCAGCUGGAGGCUGUGGCCUCCAACUCUCUGCAGGGCCUGCGCGGGCUGCGCUCUCUCAACCUACAGGGCAACCGCAUCAGCAUCCUGCAUGGCCGGGCCUUCCGUGACUGUGGGGCCCUGGACCACCUCUGCCUCGAUGACAACCUGCUGGCCCAACUGCCGGCCCAUGCCUUCCAGGGCCUUGGCCGGCUCAGGGUGCUUAACCUGGGCGGGAACUACCUGAGGCACGUGGCCACCUCCUGGUUCCGGGAUCUGGUGGAGCUUGAGGUACUCUACCUGGACCGGAACCACAUCGGCCACAUCGAGGAAGGGGCCUUCGAGAACCUUACAGGCCUCGUCACCCUGCACCUCAAUGGCAACCACCUGACCUCCCUGCCCUGGCUGGUCUUCCAGCCGGUCUACUUCCUGGGCCGCCUGUACCUUUUCCGGAACCCCUGGGCGUGCGACUGCCGCCUUGAGUGGCUGAAGGAUUGGAUGGAGGGCUACGGCCUGGUCCGGGACGUCCCCUGCGCCUCCCCAUCCUCGGUGGCUGGCUUGGACCUGAGUCAAGUGGACUUCCCCCGGUCCCCUGAGGGCUUCUGCCUCGACCCCGCAGAACUGAACCUCACCUCUUCCUCCUCCUCUUCCACUGCCACUGCCCUGACAGAAGCUCCUUCCUCCACCACUGAGAGCAAGUUCCUCUUUCUCCUCUCCCAGCUGCUGUCGUCCCGCACCUGGGGUGAGGCGGUGACCGAUGCACCCGGAGUGUCCGUCAACAGCUCCCUGCCAGAAGGCCUGGAUGGCCCUGUCUCUUCAGGGAGGGAAGGGUUCGACUGCAGGUGCUCGGCCCCCUGCUCUUGCCGUGGGCUAUUAGGCGGUGCAGCUCUCCUCACCCUCAUCCUGCAGGCGGGAUGACUCCAUGUCGUUGCCACCUCCCCGGAUGGCACAGGACACUAGAGGCGGCUGGUUGGCUCUGGGGUGGGAGGAAGGAGAGCUCUGAUGCUGCCAGCUAUGCUGGUGAAGCGUGAGAUCUCUCCAGGAAGACCACUUCCCAGCCCCGCUCAGUCUUUAGAGCGUAUGUUGGGGACCACAAGCAAGAUGCCACAUUUGAAGUUCACAGAUAAAUCACACUGACCUUCUAGGAGCGUUAAGGAUUUGCCCAGUGGGGUUGGGCGGCCAUUUCCUUUCUGGGGGAAGAUGGGGUUCGAUACUCAUCUUGGCAGGCAACAACCGGGACUCCGACACCAGACGCAAAGAUUCCUGAGUGGACAGACAUUGAGGCUUUUGACUCUUCUCCCUUCCUCCUUGUCUGUGAGAGAUGGAGUGCUGGUUUUCAGGUCCCCACCCCAAACCAGAUAGUCCCUUUGUCAGUCCUGGAUGCUUGUGGGGAACAGUUUGACACCCCUUCUCCCUCAUCCCCUGAGGAGGAUGAGGGCUGGAUCUGUUUUCACGUAAACCCCUAUGGGUUUGGGUAGAUGCAAAUUAGCCCGGAACAUGCAGGGAAGUCCCAUUGUAAGCUAAUGACUUACCUCUCUGCUCUGGCUCUUCCCCUAAUGAAUCAACCUCCAAAUGGAAAGAGAAAAUGGAAACCAGUUAAAAGUGUUGUGGUAGAUUGCUACUCUUCUGGGGAGUUGUCAGGCUGAGAACUACAGGGAUGAGGACUUGCUGCUGGGAGAAAGGUAGGCUAAGGGAAAGUUUGACAUAUGUGAGACCACUUUUGUCAUGAGGUCAAACUGCCACUGAGGCAUGUUCAUGACCAUCGAGAUGAGCAAUUUUUGGGGGUAAAAAGGAUCAAAAUGGUCAUCUUAUGAGUAGGCUGCAUCCCUAGUAGACCCAUAUAGCCUAAGGAUCCUCACAGCCUUUGGUUAAUAACUCUGUGAUUUUUAUUAAGAAGUGCUUACUAGGGGAUGAGUUUUAAGCUCUGGGGCAGGUUCAA
Molecule: messenger RNA, 2443 nt
Organism: Ornithorhynchus anatinus (platypus)
Lineage: Eukaryota; Metazoa; Chordata; Mammalia; Monotremata; Ornithorhynchidae
Gene: NYX
Product: nyctalopin
Exons: 1
Coding region: 52-1422 (456 amino acids)
Cellular component (GO): extracellular matrix
Molecular function (GO): protein binding
Source: RefSeq, a predicted model, not a curated record